Molecule: messenger RNA, 2185 nt
Organism: Lepisosteus oculatus (spotted gar)
Lineage: Eukaryota; Metazoa; Chordata; Actinopteri; Semionotiformes; Lepisosteidae
Source: RefSeq, a predicted model, not a curated record
GUCGUGGCCCGGGCGCACCGCGAGACCUUCGUCUACGCCCACGACAAGCUGGCCCCACCCGGCCUGCGGCCGCACAGCGGGGAGGCCAGGGGGCUGGACAACUGGGAGGCCAACCUGUGCUCCAGCGGGUACCAGCUGAACGGGCUGAACACCAUCUAUCACCACGACAACAACGUGCUGGCCCGCAACGGCUACGCCGGCCCGCCGAAGAACGGGUGCCACCUGCUCUCCGCCGGCCCCUACGCCAACGGGCACGGCCACGCCUUCCCCCACCAGAACAACGCCAACGGGCACCGGCUCUGCCACAGCAACCUGUUCGUGCCCGCCGCGCCCCAUGCCCACGGGCAGGAGCCCAACCGUGUGCCGGCCAACGGCCUGCAGGGGCAGAACUGCCCCUGGAAGAGUCGCCCCGAUGUCUUGCUGGCCUGUCCCAUGAACAUGCACCCCCACGGGGACCCCAGCAAGUCGGCGCAGGAGAUCUGGGAGGAGUUCUCCCUCGGCUUCACCCCGGCGGUGCGCGAGGUGGUCGAGUUCGCCAAGCACAUCCCCGGCUUCCGGGAGCUGUCCCAGCACGACCAGGUCACCCUGCUCAAAGCCGGGACCUUUGAGGUCCUGAUGGUGCGCUUUGCCUCGCUCUUCGACGUGAAGGAGCAGACCGUCACUUUCAUCUCCGGCGCCACCUACAGCCUGGAGGCCCUGCGCGGGAUGGGCAUGGGGGACCUCCUGGGCGCCAUGUUCGACUUCAGCGAGAAACUCGGCAGCCUGGAGCUCUCCGCCGAGGAGCUGGGGCUCUUUACCGCAGUUGUCCUGGUCUCUGCAGAUCGCUCCGGGAUCGAGAACGUGAACUCCGUGGAGCUGCUGCAGGAGUCCCUGAUCCGCGCGCUCCGCACCCUGGUGACCAAGAGCUGCCCGGGCGACUCGUCCCGCUUCACCAAGCUGCUCCUGAAGCUGCCGGACCUGCGCACGCUCAACAACAUGCACUCGGAGAAGCUGCUGUCCUUCCGCAUCGACGCCUGAGCGCCGGGACCCCGGAGAGCCACUUCCGGACAGAGCCCGCCUCCUUGCAGGCGCGGGGCCGAGCCGCGGAGAUCACGGCGCAAUGACCGACUUACUCUCUGGCCUGCGGUGGGCAGCGGCGAGGGGCGGCGCCUUUUCAUUCCACUCUAUCGAUACUUUUAGAGGGCCGCCACCCUCGACUGGCAAAUCCGCGGAACGUCACGAGCGCCAGGGACCGGCAACGAAAUGAAGAGAGCUGCUCUCCAGAAACCAGGCUCAACGAGAGCCUGCAUGUGAGCCUACAUUCAACAUUUCGAGUUCGAUCGCGAGACAUCUCUUUAUUUUUAAAGGGAGGAAGGACGGCACUUGAUGAUCCACCCCAAAAGAUCCAGGUGUUUUGGUGCUUACACUAAAAACACUCCAGCAGCGCCUUGACCUGAACACUGACACACUGAACGCUGGAGGUCUUGCAGCAUCACAGGAAGAAGAAAGCCAGAAAACGGAGUACUGCUGGAAGACCCAGGAUCAAGGUACAGGGUGUCAGCUUCUGGGAAAGCUGGACAAACUGCCCCCUGCAGAUACCCCACAGUAUGGGAAGCCCUCUCCACUAACUUUGUUGCUGACAAAGGAUUUGUCCCUUGAUCCCUGGAAAAUAAACGAUUCCUGUCAGCGUCUUUACUGCUGAACAGACCUCGUGGGAGAGUGUCUGGACCUUAUGACAGGCUGUUAUUGAAACGCUGUGUUCCUGUACAUUGUAAAUGCAUGGUUAUGUAAAUGCUAUGAAUGAAGUUUAUACAGUAUAUAUAACUAAAACACAAAACUACUUUUUCCCUAUAACUUUACAUUGUACAUACUUGUAAAUAUUUAUAAAUAUCUAAAUACUGAUGUUUGAAAUUGAUGUACCAUAUAUUUUUUGGAAAGGAAAAAAAAAUUGCAGUGCAUAUCACAUAAGAGUGUGUGUUUAUAUGUAGAAUUCUAUAAUACAAGUCGGAGGAGAGAAAAGAAACUAAAAAUAUUCAGACGUGUUAUCUAGUAGUCUGCUUUCUAAUUUAUGUGUAAUUCUGUUUUUUUGUUGCUAGGAUGUACAUAUUACUUCGUUGUAAAUAUGGUGUGGAGGGAUGCCUUUUUUAAAAAAAAAUGUAUAUGUAAGAAUUAAAACAGAACCCCCAAAAAGGGGCUAUAUAUCAGA